UACCUACAUGUCAUUUGACUCCAACAUAUACACACUACACAACCGACAACCAACAGAGUCAAGUCAACCACCUACAUAUCCACACUACACAUCACAAUGGGAGGAAGAUUAGAAGGCAAGAUCGCCAUCGUAACAGGCGCAGGCUCAGGCUUCGGUGCUGCAAUCUCCCUCGCCUUCAUCGCAGAAGGCGCCAAAGUCCUCGUCUGCGACAUCAAUGUUGCAGGCGGCGAAGCCACUGUGGCAAACAACCCGUCUGCCCUUGCCUUUCAUCAAAUGGACGUGACGAAGCCCUCGGACUGGGACGCCACCAUGUCCGCCGUCACGGCGAAAUGGGGCCGCUGCGACAUCCUUGUCAACAACGCCGGGUGGAGCUACAAGAACAAGCCGACAGAUCAAGUCACCGAGGAAGAGUUCCAGCGGUGUUUCGACAUCAAUGUGAAAGGAGUGUUUUUCGGGUGUCAGGCAUGGGUCAAGCAGGCUGUUGACCGAAAGGAAGGUGGUGUGAUUAUUAACAUUGCAAGUGUGGGUGCUACGAGGCCGAGACCCGGGUUGGUGUGGUACAAUGCAUCAAAGGGCGCUGUUUGGAAUGCUACAAAAGGUCUUGCGGCUGAAUACGGACCGCACAAGAUUCGAGUCGUCAGCGUCUGUCCGCUAGUCACGGCGACGGGCUUGUUCUCAGCUUUCACCGGCAUGGAAGAUAGUCCCGAGAACCGUGCAAAGUUCACUUCAAACGUGCCUCUAGGGCGUAUAGGCGAGGUUGAGGAUGUCGCUGGGGUCUGUGUUUUCUUGGCGAGCGAGGAAGCGAGGUUUAUCACAGGUGUGAAUCUAGAGGUGGAUGGUGGGAGAUGUAUUUGAGUAGGGA
Molecule: messenger RNA, 862 nt
Organism: Dothidotthia symphoricarpi CBS 119687
Lineage: Eukaryota; Fungi; Ascomycota; Dothideomycetes; Pleosporales; Dothidotthiaceae
Product: 3-ketoacyl-reductase-like protein
Exons: 3
Coding region: 97-855 (252 amino acids)
Source: RefSeq, a predicted model, not a curated record